This is a messenger RNA of Effrenium voratum, 375 nucleotides long. Lineage: Eukaryota; Dinophyceae; Suessiales; Symbiodiniaceae. The record is from the annotation of a GenBank genome assembly.
AUGGCCUCGACUGCGCUGCUGGAGAAGGUGGGCGCCCCCUUCGAACGCCUGGCGCGUCAGCCCAAGGUUGCCCGGUACAUUGCGGCAGUAUCGCAAGCUGGAGACAGUCCCAAAGUGCAGGAGACCCUUGAGAGUCUCAAGCCCUUUGCGCGCCUGAGCUCAAGAAAAACGCCCCUAUGUCAUCCUUGUCCAUUUUUGUUCUUCUUGUUUUUUCAUUUUCUUUCUGCAAGCUGGAUUGUUUUUCCGCAUAUUACGGGACAUCAUGUUCGAACGGUUUGCGCUUGCCAUGUUGGACAUCAAGCGCAGUCUAUCAUUUUAUAUGGAGACUGCCAAGGGUUUAGGACACCCCUCAACGGCCGAAGAGGCGAAGGUUGA